Acanthopagrus latus (yellowfin seabream) is the source of this 1898-nucleotide messenger RNA. RefSeq names its product testis enhanced gene transcript (BAX inhibitor 1) (gene tmbim6). The record is from RefSeq and is a predicted model, not a curated record. Gene Ontology annotation, biological process: negative regulation of RNA splicing; negative regulation of endoribonuclease activity; cellular response to unfolded protein. The coding region runs from base 255 to 968 and encodes 237 amino acids. The transcript has 10 exons. Gene Ontology annotation, molecular function: enzyme binding. Gene Ontology annotation, cellular component: mitochondrial membrane. NCBI's taxonomy places the organism in Eukaryota, Metazoa, Chordata, Actinopteri, Spariformes, Sparidae.
UGUCUGUGUUCACAACCGACGCGAAUAAUCAUCGUAUUUCCUGAUUUUUACCGCCCGCGGUCAGGACUACACAUUUCUGGGCGUUUCCAUGGUGACAUCAUGUGAGCUGACUGACACGUACUGUUUGUUAUAAAAAAAAAAAGUAAAGCAGGAAGAAGAAAGGCAGUGAAACAGAAAGCUAACAGCGAGCUAGGAAAGCUAAGAGGAGACAUUGUCCAUUCAAGAAACUCAAGGUCUUGUUUCCUGGUUCCAUCAUGAACGUGUUUGACCGCAACAUCAACAUUGAUGCUCUCUUCAAGUUCUCCCAAAUAUCUCAUUCUACCCAGGCACACUUGAAGAAUGUGUACGCAAGCCUGGCUGUCUGCAUGUUUGUGGCUGCUGCCGGCGCCUACGUCCACGUCGUCACCGGCCUCUUUCAGGGUGGCGUGCUGUCUGUGCUCGGCUCCCUGGGGAUGAUGUUUUGGCUCGCCAUGACACCACACAACCCUGAGACAGAGAAGAAGCGACUGGGCAUGCUCGCAGUAUUUGCCUUCCUCACAGGUGUCGGCCUCGGCCCCACACUGGACUUUGUCAUCGCUGUCAACCCAAGCAUCAUCAUGACGGCUUUCAUGGGAACCUCCGUGAUUUUCAUCUGCUUCAGUCUCAGCGCUCUUUAUGCCAAACGCAGGAGCUACCUGUUCCUUGGAGGCACACUGAUGUCCGGCCUGUCCCUCCUGUUCCUGAUGUCUGUGAUGAACAUGUUCUUUGGAUCUGUGAUGCUGUUUAAGGCACACAUGUACCUCGGGCUGCUCAUCAUGUGUGGCUUCGUCCUGUUUGACACUCAGCUCAUCAUCGAGAAAGCAGAGAACGGAGACAAGGACUACGUGUGGCACUGUGUGGACUUGUUCCUUGAUUUCAUCACCAUCUUCAGGAAACUGAUGGUCAUCCUUGCCAUGAAUGAUAAGGACAAGAAGAAGGAGAAGAAGUAAAAGGUUUGAGUGGCUGAACAUUAAAAACAAUCUGUCAGACAAGGCACAAUUUGCAACGCACUUGGUGCUUUUCACUUUCUGUCUUCAUUUAUUGAAUUAACUCCUAUGUGGUCUUAUACUAUUGAGAAAUUCUUUUUUUGAUUUAUUUUUUAAAAACUUACAACAAGGGUUGAAUGUAAGUUUCUGGUAUGCUAAUGCUAGUCCCAUCAUGGCUGUGAAUGGAGAAAUAGACUAAUGCUGCAGUGAACACGCUUGGCCUGUAGAGGGCAGCGUUGCCCUAUGAAGACUCCCAGAAGCUGAGCAGAAGAUUUGAUAUCACUGUUAUUUAGUGCCAUAAAUUAAUGACAUGAUAGGCUCCUUUUUAGUGGGUCGUGUAAGCUUCUGAGACCGAUUAUUGUUUUAUUUGAAGUUAUGUGAUUUUCAGUCGUUGAUUUGCUUAUUUAUCGUUUUUCCUCAGUUGUCUUUAGUGGAUAUGGUGUCCCAUUAAUUUUGACAACAGAUUCUCCCCCUUUUUUUGAGAAAGUUCCCCCGUGAUUGUUUUUGUUCCCGCAGAUUUUGUUUUGUGACCAACAUUUUGAGUAAAGAAUGGUGAAGUCUGGUAACGCUAACCAUGAAAACCUGUCACAGUAACCGACUCAGACUCGCGGCCACUCGGUGGUCUUGGAUUUUGGACUUUUGGCUGGCGGAGGAGAGUCGGUGCCAUCUGUCCAUAUUCUCAACCUAGAAAGAACGACAGGCGAGUCUUUCAGACCUCUCCCACUGUAAAUCUCUCUUUAAUAUCUGUUGUCUAGAAAUUAGUUUGCCAAAUGAUAUGAUGUUAACCUUACAAUUAUUUGAAGGUGUAUACUGUGAAGAAUUUAUUUUAUUGAUGUAAAAUUGAAACUAAUAAUUUGAUACAUUUGCUCAAAUAAAUGUGUUGAACGUAUUGAA